This is a messenger RNA of Adineta steineri, 393 nucleotides long. NCBI's taxonomy places the organism in Eukaryota, Metazoa, Rotifera, Eurotatoria, Adinetida, Adinetidae. The record is from the annotation of a GenBank genome assembly.
AUGACAACACCAUCCAAUGGAACAAUAAAUACGAAUAUGACAACACCAUCAACUGGAAUAUUAACGAAUUGUUCAUUAAAUGAAGUAUUGUAUAAAAAUCAUUGCUAUUAUUUAGAUGGCACAGGAGGGCAGUGUUCGAAUGGUUAUAGUCUUGGAUCGGAAUCAAUUUUAUCUCGUAUAGCUGAUUUAUUUAUUGGCUUAAAUUAUAAAACAAGAAUUUCAAGAAAUUGUUGUGUUGUAACAUCGGAAAGUAACUCAAAUUAUGGAAUUUCUACUUUAAAUCAAUGUAAUAAACAAGGACCAUUUACAAGUGUACCCGUUCUCAAUGGUGGUGGAUGUAGAAAUGUUACAGCUAUAUCUGAAGCUCAAUUGACAUUUUGUGUCAGCAAUUGA